Molecule: messenger RNA, 1293 nt
Organism: Miscanthus lutarioriparius
Lineage: Eukaryota; Viridiplantae; Streptophyta; Magnoliopsida; Poales; Poaceae
Source: the annotation of a GenBank genome assembly
AUGUGUGGCGGUGUGAUCCUUGCCGAGCUCAUACCGAGCGCGACGGCCGGCGGCAAGGGCCGGAAGCGGGUCCCCGCCGCGGCGGCCAAGGACGACGACUUCGAGGCCGCCUUCCGGGAGUUCGACGAGGACUCCGACGAAGAGGUCGUGCUGGUGACGGAGCGCAAGGCGUUCGCGUUCGGCGCCGCUGCCGGGGCCCGGCGCAGCAGGCGGCCGAGCCAGUACCACGGCGUCCGGCGCCGUCCGUGGGGCAAGUGGGCGGCCGAGGUCCGCGACCCCGUCAAGGGCGUCCGCGUCUGGCUCGGCACCUUCGCCACCGCCGAGGCCGCCGCGCGCGCCUAUGACGACGCGGCGCGCGACCUCCGCGGCGCCGGCGCCAAGCUCAACUUCCCGACGUCGUCCUCCGCCACGGCGCGCACCAGCGAGCGCCGCGCCGCCAAGGCGGCGCCGUACGUCAACCUCGUCGACGGAGACGAUGUUCCUGACGCGGCGCACGCGCCGUCGGUCAAGUGCGAGGCGGAGACCAGCGACAGUGUCUCCGACGCCAGCGGCUGCAGCACCCUGCCGGACUUCUCGUGGCAGGGCAUGUCCGCGACCGACGACGGCGCGACGUGGCCUGCUGCUGGCUUCCACGUCGAGCUCGGCGGCGGACCCCAGGAACCCGAGGAGGAGGAAAUGGCGCCUCCACCGGCGGCGUCCGAGGAAUCCGCCGACAUGCUGUUGGACGCUUUCAUGUUCGGCGACCAGUUCAGCUUCUUCAACGGCGGCGCGUACGAGUCUCUGGACGGCCUGUUCGGCGGCGACGCGUCGCUGUCGCUGGGCAACGAGGGCGUGGGGCUCUGGAGCUUCGACGACACCAAGAAGAAGAAGAAGGGUGCUGUAUCGCUGGCGGCUCUCCUCCUCCUCGUCCUCUCUGGUGUCUCUGUUGCAUCAUCCGUGCGCCGCCGCCGCAGGUGCUACCGCAUCAACAAAGACGGCAUCAAAGUACCAGCAGGCUACGGCAGCAAAUACGAAACCUAUGUCGUGUCCCUCCGGAAGCCCCCCAACGCCGACGCCAUGGACGACGGUGCGUGGCGUCGCUGGUACGAGUCGUUCCUGCCAACAAGCACCGACUUCAUGGACGAUGAUGGGUGGCAUCACUUGCACAAGUCGUUCCUCACCGACUCCAUGGACGACGAGCCACGUUUCUUCAACUGCUACAUGGGUCACGACGACACUUGCUUCCUCCUCGUAGGGCUGACCGGGGUCGAGCCCUUGGUGGUGGCCAACAAGCCAGGAGUCCUGAGCAAGUGA